AUGUUCGUUCUCUUUGAUGAAUGUUGGCGGCCAGAUCCGCAGCUAGGUCCACAGCCAGAACCUAUUCCGGGCCAACACAAUUCCCAGUGGGUACGAUGUCCAGGACAAGCAUGGCUAAUGGAUAAUAGUAAAUGGCCGCUCUUGAAACAGUACACAAGUGAUGUUCUCUCUCGCUUCUCCAAUGACUCUCGCGUAGCUAUUUGGGAUCUUUACAAUGAACCCCAGUGUAGUCAGCAAGUGCCCAUCGUUUUGCCACUUCUACGUGAAGUCUAUGCUGCUGCUAUUUCGGCCAAUCCAAGUCAACCAGUGACCUUCGGUAUCUUACCUGGUCCUUUGAAUAGUACAUUGACGCGAUUCGAACUGGAAUCAUCUGAUAUCAUUUCUUUUCAUAGUUACGAACCAUUAGCACAGACUAUGCUACAAGUGGCUGAAUUUCGAUCAUUUAACCGACCAUUGAUUUGCACUGAAUACAUGGCUCGAACAGCUGGUAGCACUUUUCAUACACAUACGGUCUUCUUUCACAAAGAAAAAAUAGGUGCUAUCAAUUGGGGUCUCGUUGCCGGAAAAACACAGACUUAUUUUCCAUGGGGAUCACCAGUCAAUGCCACGACACCAUUGGUAUGUUUUAGUAAUGAUGAUAUUCAAUAUGAAUUAGAUAAGUAUAUUCAAUUGAAAAACCAAUAUCAAUUAACUGGUAUUGUACUUUAUUGGAAACGUUUAAAUGGUGUUCAAAAACUUGUUAAGACAAUGCUUGAAUAUGAAAAUUUAUUUUCUAAUAUUAUUAUUUGGAAUAAUAAUCCAAUGCAAAAUUUAACUUUUCAAGAUUUAUUAAUUGAAAAUAAUAAUCGUACUGAAAUAGUUAAUUCAAAUGUUAAUAUAAAAGAUGAAGCAAAAUAUCGUGCAUGUCAAUUAGCUAAAACAAAUGCUUGUUUUUAUGUUGAUGAUGAUUGGGAUAUAAGAAUGUAUGUCAGAAGUCUUUAUUCACAUUUUCUUCUUGAACCAACUAUACUUCAUGCUAUAACGGAUCAAUUUACUUAUUUUACUAAUUUAAUGUGGACAUUUUUUGAUGAAAGUAUCAAUUUACACACUGGAUUUAGUUGGAUUGGUUGUGGAUCAGUUUUUUCACGUGAUAAUGCUGUUCGUCAUUUGAAGUGUAUGAAUUUUUUUCUCAAUAAUUAUAAAAAUCGGGAUUUAAUUCCACAAAGUGAUCAAUUUUUUUCCAUAUGGAUGAAUCAAAUACCAGCUCAAUUCAAUGGACGUUUACUUCAGUCUAACGAAGGUGUUGAAUCAUCAUUUGAAAAUUAUGAUUUUGAAUUAUUACAAUAUCGAGCAUCAGUUAUGAGUAUUCAAACUCUUGAAAAAUCACUUCGUUCUUAUUUUAAUUUUAAUUUAUUUCAACGAAAACGUGCAUCAAAUACUUUAGUUACAUAUACAAAAUCACCUUGUUCAUAUAAUGAUAAAUUUAUUUUUUUUACUAAUUGUUUACCAAUUGAUAAUCUUGAACAAAUACCAUUUAAUAUAGCAACUGAUUUUAAACGUGGUACACGUGCUAAUUUACCUAAUAUGCGAAAAUCUGCAUAUCGAGAAAAUUUCACAUUUUUUCAAGAAUUUAAUACAGCUAAUGCUGUUGAUAAUGAUAAUAAAACUUGUUGGAAAAUGAAUCGUUCAUUACGAUAUGGAGAUUUAUAUGGGAUUGAUUUUCAAACAAUACAAGCCGAUCGUAAUCUUGCAUUUUCCAUUGAAUAUUUACAUAGAAAAUCUUUACAAAAAAAAUUACAAAUUUCAAUAUCACUCGAUAGUCAAACAUGGAUUCAACUUCCUAAAAAACCUCAAUCAGGAAUUAUUUAUAAGAAACAAAAAAAAUUAGUCAUUUUUCGUACACAAUUGUUUCCAGAUGGUUUUCAAGUUUUUCGUUUUAUCAAAUUUAUGUCAUUAAUAGAUGACGAAAGUUCUUUUCAUAUUUGUGAAAUACGUUUGAUUAAUUGA
Molecule: messenger RNA, 1986 nt
Organism: Rotaria sordida
Lineage: Eukaryota; Metazoa; Rotifera; Eurotatoria; Philodinida; Philodinidae
Source: the annotation of a GenBank genome assembly